Schistosoma rodhaini is the source of this 528-nucleotide messenger RNA. Lineage: Eukaryota; Metazoa; Platyhelminthes; Trematoda; Strigeidida; Schistosomatidae. The record is from the annotation of a GenBank genome assembly.
AUGGCAGAAUUGCAUUGUUUUGGACAAAUUUUGUGUGCUUAUGGGUUCCCCCAGAAAGAUUUAUUCUGCAAAUGGGGUCUUAAAGCUGGUUGUGCAUGGAGGUUACUUGAAGGUUUAGCUGAAGGUGAGACACAAGUUGACUGCCCACUGGUUGGCGAAAAAGCAUACUUUUGCCAUCCAGUCGAUCUACAUUUCGCUACAAAAGGUUUACAAGGUUGGCCCAAGCUUCAUUUUCAGGUUUGGCAUCAUGAUUGGGUUGGUAAAAACGAGCUUUAUGGGUAUGGUUUCUGUCACAUCCCAACAUCUCCUGGAAAUCAUGAGGUAAUUGUUCCCACAUGGAGACCGGUAGGUUCCAUUUUGGACACUUUAGUGUCAAGGCUGGUUGGAGGUGGUCCACGUCUUCGCAGACCAGACAUUGUCUACGACCCAACUGAUAGAUUCUUGCUACAGACAGAGAGUAUGGGUUACAUAACACUAGAUUUGAAUGUCGUAACGAGAAAUUUUGAUAAGUUUGGUGUAGAAAUGUAA